AUGGCGGCGCGGCUCACGCGCCACGGCCCCGUCCCGGGGUUGGCUGGGCCGGCCGCUCUUUCGCGGGGGGUGGGCGAGGUGGGGGGGCAGAGGCGGGGCGCCUGCGCAUCGGCGGCGGCGUCGUCUGAGGCGGCGAGUCCGUCUGAGGCGGCGGCCAUGGCGGGCCGCGGGUGGCCGCUGCUGCCGCUGCCGCUGCCGCCGGUGAAGGCGCUGUCGGUGGCGCUGAGCGAGGCGUCCGGCGGCGCUCAGGGCUACCGAGGCGGCCAGGAAGUCUCCGGGCAGGUGUCGCUGGAGGUGGCGGCGCCGUUGAGGCUCCGCGCUCUCCGCCUCGAGGCCUGCGGGGGAGCCCGGGCGGCUUGGACCGAAGCGCCGCCGAUGCAGCCGCCGCCUCCUCCUCCUCCUCCUCAGGCGACCGGGACCCGUCUGGAAGCGGAGGUGCCUUACCUGGAAGCCCGGCGGGAGCUGCUGCUGGCAGGUAAUGAAGGCUUCAUCCUUUUAGAAGCUGGGAAAUACGAAUUCCCUUUCAGUUUUCAACUCCCUCUCCACCCCUUGGCGACCUCUUUCGCAGGGAAAUACGGCAGCAUUCAGUACUUUGUGAACGUAACCCUGGAAAGCGCCAGCGGCCCCCAUCUGACGGUGUCGAGGGAGUUUCAAGUGAUCAGCCACAUUGAUGUCAAUUCUCCUCUUCUCUUGAGUCCUGUAAGACAAACUCAAGAUAAAAUGGUUGGGUGCUGGUUUUUCACUUCAGGUCCAGUUUGUUUGAGUGCCAAAAUCGAUAGGAAAGGGUUUUGUAAUGGUGAAGUGAUACCAAUUUAUGCAGAAAUCGAAAAUUGUUCCUCGCGGCUAAUUGUGCCGAAAGCUGCCAUUUUCCAAAUACAGACUUACGUAGUUAGAGGGAAAACAAAGACUUUUCGUCAAAUGGUUGCCAACGUGCGAGGAAACCACAUUGCCUCAGGAAGCACAGAUACCUGGAAUGGCAAAACUCUGAAAAUUCCACCUGUCACCCCUUCUAUCCUUGACUGCUGCAUUAUAAGAGUGGAAUAUUCCUUGGCUGUAUAUGUUCAUAUUCCCGGUGCCAAAAAGCUGAUGGUUGAACUGCCUUUGGUCAUUGGCACAAUUCCAUGCACUGCUUUUUCCAGCAGGAACUCAAGUUUUAUCAACCAGUUGGCUAUGGAUAUGAGGUGGCUGGCUCAGUCACUGCCAGAUCAUCCAGAAGCACCACCCAAUUAUGCUGAUAUAGUAUCGGAGGAAGAAUACGCAAGGCAUGUUACUGUUUAUCCGACUUCGGUGGAUUGUGACGAACAGCUGCGUUGUCCUAUGCUCGCCUACAUCCAAGAAUUCCGAUUUCAGCCGCCUCCUCUCUAUUCAGAGAUUGACCCCUAUCCUACUGAAAUAGAAGACAAUCGGCCGGUUUCACUCGUGGAUUAAGGGCGAUUCCAAAAAGCUUUGGUUUGGGUUUUUUUUUUUCCUACUGCCUCUGCUUGAAGCAAAGCUUUUUUUUUUAUUUUCUUCCAUUAAAGCAAUUUAAAAUUGGAGCAGGCACCAGAAGACCUAAAACUAAUCUUGAACAAGAAGGGAAGCAUGGAAGAAUGUGUUAUUGAAGUCAUUGGCCCACGCAAUGAAGCCUGGACAUUUUUGGGCCAGAUACUUAUUAUUUAUUCAAUUUUUAUCCCACCCCUCUCCCCUAUAUGUUGACUCUGGGCCAUAUCUGAGAAGAAAAUAUGUUUAGGUUGUAGUGCCUCUUCUUAGUAGUGUUCAGGAUAUUUCAGAGAGCAGUAAAACAACCAGCUUACAGAAGGUCUGCCUUUGGGAAUACAAAUAUUUGCAUCUGUAUCCAGAUACAAGAAUUUCUGGCCUGGAACAUUCAACUCCCUACCAAGAUUAUGUGAGCUUUUGACUCCGCAGAUUAUUCUUUCUUUUUUUUUUCCACGCGGAUAUAUCAUUCCUAAGAUUAAUAAUCACGGAGCGAUACUGUGAUAUUUUUACCGAGUCAGUGAUAUUAAAAAUUCUCUAUGCAAGGUUGCGUAGGCAGAAGCUUGGUAUCACUGCCAGCUUUGGAAAUUGCAAUUUUAGAGCCGAGGCUGGAUUUCAAGAGUCACUUUGCUCCGCACUUCAGAUGGUUGAGACUUCUUCUUUUUUUUUUUUUCCUGCUUCAACAACGUGGCAUGAUUGAAAGUUUGGGCUGUCCUAGCCCUUUCCAAAUCAGGACUUUUUCAGCAACUUGAGAUGCUGUGUCAGACUCACCACGACUUAAACCUCUACGUAAAAACAAUCCUUGGCUCCGAUCUUUGGGAUAGGUAAUAGUUUUAUUGCAAGUCAAGUGUAUUGCAGUCAAGCAUAGCCAGAACUGAGAACUGUACAGCAAAAUCCCUAAAUUAAACUUUUCCCUCCCUUAACUGUCUCCCAUCGCCAACCCACCCACCUCUCCCCCCAUGACCAAUCAGAUUCAAGCAAGAUGUUUUCAAAACGAUCAGUUCAAGCAUAGGCUGGUAUGCAGCUACCUUCUCCCAGCAGGGUGACCUUGAAGCAGCCUCUCGGGGAGAUACACCAGUUGUUUUCGCUUUUCCCCCCAAGCAUUCAACUCUUCCCAGAGUUCAUAGCAGACUGUCAGCGCAUGGCAGCAAUGUACACAAGCAAGCAUAAGGUGGCAGCUGCUUUGGCACUUAAUAUCAGCUAAGCUGAACAUAAGAGGGAUGCUUUUGCACUCUUUAAAAACUUGCAUAAUGAAUGAUGAAACUCUAUAGGAAUAUAUUCCAUGGAAUGAUAAAAAAGAUCCUGUAAAAAUAAAAAUCCCUCCCUCCUUCCUGGAAUGGGAGUCGAGACCAAAAAUAUUUUCCACUGAAAAUUCCAACUUGCCUUUCUUAGGAUUAACAGAAUCCAAAUAGAGAGAGAGUAUUAUUAACAGACCCAGAUAAUUUUCUGUGAAGUUUUAUGAAAAAUGAAUUACAGGUACUGUGAUACGUGGAUUUAAGAUUAAAUUAUUAUGGUGCAAUUAUUCUUUAAUUUGUUUCUCAGGUCACCGUGCUUUGCUCUGAGGGUAGAGUCUUAUAAUCUUCUUUCUUAAUUCCUGGAAAAUUCUGUACUGUAACCUUUUAUAGCCUUUGCACUACAACUCACGUCCAGAAAUAUUGCCCGUGUUUCCAUCCAUAAACCGGUGGUCCUCGACUUACGACCGCAAAAUUUCUGUCUCCAAGCAAGACCAAUUGUUAAGUGAGUUUUUGCUCUGUUUCACAACCUUUCUUCCCGCAGUUGUUAAGCGAAUCGCUGUAGUUGCUAAGUGAGAAGCACGGUUGUUAAGUGAAUCUGGCUUCCCCAUUGACUCUGCUUGUCAGAAGGGUCCCAAAAGGGGAUCAUCACAUGACACACACACCCCCAGAACACUGCAACCAUUGUAAAUGUGAGUCCGUUGCCAAGUGUCUGAAUUUGAACACAUGACCACAGGGGUGCUGCAACGGUCGUCAGCGUGAAAAAAACUUUUCAGUACCAUUGUAACUUUGAACGGUCACUAAAUGAACGGUUGUAAGUCGAGGACUACCUGCACUAAAACCAAUAGCUCGGCAGGGUGAAAAAUGCUCUAUUUUCUUCAUUGGUAGGCCACAGUGGCCAUCUGCACUAUGUACCUUUGUCUUUGAGCCGUGGUUAGAAUGCGGUACUGCAGGCUAAUUCUGCCAGCUGUCUGCAGUUCGGCAGUUCGAUUCUCACCAGGCUCAGAGUUGACUCAGCCUUACAUCCUUCCGAGGUCGGUAAAAUGAGAUUUGUUGGGGGCAGGAUGCUGACUCUGUAAACCGCUUAGCGAGGGCUGUAAAGCAGUGUGAAGCGGCAUAUAAGUGCUAUUGCGAUUGUUAUUGCUAUUGUCUUUCAGAAGUUUUAUGUUUGGACUAACAGUAUCUAUACCCCGAUCUCUAUUGUUGCACAUAUGCCCUACAUUUUUGGAUGUGCCUCUAUUCCAGAGGUCUUCAAAUUCGGCAGCUUUAAGGCUUGUAGACUUCAACUCCCAGGAUUCUGGGAGUUGAAGUCCACAAGCCUUAAAGCUGCCACGUUUGAAGACUUCUGCUCUAUGCCGCGUGCCCAGAUGAAGGACAGGGUGACAAAUUGAAACAAAGAAGUGUGGUGUUGGCACAGCAUAUGUCCUCUUGCAAAUUUUGACACCCCUGAUUGCAAGCUGAAUCCUAAAUAGAAGCGCCUUAUACUGGCCUGUACAUAAUGACUGAGCAAAGAGUGUCUUUUUUAACUUUUUACCAAUCUUUCAUGACAUUUGCCUGACUAGGUGGCUCAGUGGCUACCUAGUCAGUGAUUAGAAAGGUCAGCAGGUCGAAUCCCUACUACAGGUCUCCUACAUGAGCAGGGGGUUGGGCUAGAUGACCUCCAAGGUCCCUUCCAACUCUUACUGUUACAUUAGAAGAACCAAAAGAAGAGAGGUACUCUCGAGCUGUGUUUCUCAAGUUUGGCAAGCUUAAGCUGGAGAAUUCUGGGAGUUGAAGCCCACCUAUUUUCAACUCUCCAAGCUUGAGUUUAGGCAAUGGAAUCAACCAGCACAAGCUUGUUUUCCGGUAAAAAUGAAGCCGGGUGUUCUGUUUAAAGAGCAGCCUUUUGAGAAAAGAGAACCAAGUUGAUUAGAAACCAUUCUCUCUUCCCAUUAAAUAAACUUUUGCCAGCCCUAAGACCAUCCUCCAGGUUUACUUUUGAACUGUGGUUAACAAAAUGGGGAUUGCCAAAAAGGGGGGAAAUGGUUUGAAGGGACAUUAUAGCCUCUUGCUUUUCUGCAGGUGGUCAAGGUACAUCUUCCAUUAUGAAGAAACGAAGUUGCACAACUUGGUUGCACAACAACUUUGGAAACUGACUUGUUGGCUUAUAAUCAUUCUUUUAAAAGGGAUGCAAGAAAAUGCGUUUCAAAUCCUGCCUCUUGCUCUCCAAACCAAUAAUUCUGUUUAUAUCUUUGAAAGAUAGUCCAAAAGAGGAAAACCAAACCAAACCCUUUAAUGGCGUCACCAAGGCCUUCUUAAAAAAGAACGAAAUGCCUUUUGUUUUGCUUUUCAAGUCAAAAUGUAGAGGAAACCAAGUUUCCUUGCUUAAACUUUUUUUAAUUUCUUGAAGAGCAAUAAAUGGUACAAAAUGCACGUCUUAAAAGGUUGAAGCCAUGAUAAUUAUUUGGUGCUUUCAGGGGCCGAUUAAAAUACUAGUAAGAGCUGGCUAUUGAUAUUACGAAGAUCAUAUAUCAAAAGGAGAAGAUCAGCACAAAUCAAGGUAAUUGUUUACCUUGUCAAGCGUGGCCUUAAUAUUGUUAAAACAAGAAAGGGAAAAUAGCCCUAAGCAUGCUGUGCCUCGGUAUAAAAUUGAAUAAGCAAAGUUUUGCAUUCUCUUCUCAGGACACAUUUUGCUUCUUAAUCAUAUAUGUAUUGCACAAUGAUUUCGCAAUAAUGAAAGGGCAUGUUUUGUUAUGUUUUCAAUUCCUGUGCAAAGCAAGCAAAAUAAUUGAAAUUAUUGUACUUUGUAUUGAAAUGUGAGCCCUAUGGGUUUCUUAAUAAAGAAGAAAGGUU
This is a messenger RNA of Pantherophis guttatus, 5537 nucleotides long. It is a transcript of the gene ARRDC4, whose product is annotated as arrestin domain containing 4. Gene Ontology annotation, biological process: protein transport. NCBI's taxonomy places the organism in Eukaryota, Metazoa, Chordata, Lepidosauria, Squamata, Colubridae. Gene Ontology annotation, molecular function: ubiquitin-like ligase-substrate adaptor activity. Gene Ontology annotation, cellular component: cytoplasm; plasma membrane. The record is from RefSeq and is a predicted model, not a curated record.